ACCCCAAACUUAUAGACAAUUUAACUCCAAAACCCAACACUCCAAUUCUCCAAAGAUAAGGUCUUUGAACUCUCAAGACUCAAAAGAGAUAGAAGCGCAGGAAAUCCGCAUUCUUCAACAAUGUCAUCAACAACAUCCACACUCUCGCUCUCAUGGAGCACUUCUUUCCAAGGCUUUGCAGGAGCUACCAAUGAACUCCAUAAAUCCCCAGAAAAUGCUAGAGUUAUGCUCCCAAUUGUGGCACAAAAGAAAACCAAGAAAAUUCGCAAGAUAAUUUUGACAGAAGAUAUGCCUGAUUUGGGGAAAAAGGGGCAGCUUUUGGAUGUAAGAGCUGGUUUUUUCAGGAACUUUUUGCUGCCUUUGGGAAAAGCCCAAAUUAUAACCCCAACUCUGCUUAAGGAGAUGAAGAUGGAAGACGAGAGAAUCGAAGCGGAGAAGAAAAGGGUGAAAGAAGAAGCACUGCAGCUUGCUCGGAUGUUUGAAACUGUUGGAGCUUUUAAGGUUAAACGCAAAGGUGGAAAAGGAAAACAGAUAUUUGGAAGUGUGACAGCUCAAGAUCUUGUGGACAUAAUCAAGGCACAGCUUCAAAGGGAUGUGGACAAAAAGAUUGUUUUCCUUCCUGAGAUCAGAGAAACUGGGGAGUAUAUAGCAGAGUUGAAGUUGCACCCAGAAGUCACUGCUCAGGUUCGAGUAACUGUGUUUGCUAACUAACAGAAGAACCUAGUGGGGUAUGCAUCAGACGUUUUCGCAUUUUGAUUCCGUUCCAAGGAGAGAUACAUCUGUUGUUUCAAACUGUAGAUGGCUAUAAUGCACCAAGAACUGCAACCUGUAUCUGUCUAGAUACUUUAGCUUAGCCAUGCUAAAUUCCAUCUUUCUGUUAGUCCACUUUCUCCGUAGUCAUUUUCUUUACCCUCUCGAGCAAUAUGUUCUUGUGCUCUACUUCCUUUUUGCUGUGAGUUUUUGCGAUGCAUUUGGCUCGUGAAGAUAAAGAUUCUUCACAUAUGUAUUUUCAGCUACAAAUGGCAACGACUAUGCAGCAAGUGACCCAUCAUUGUUAGGGUUUCAGAAUGUUUAUUCAGUGCCAAGUAUCAUAGUUUUCUA
Molecule: messenger RNA, 1101 nt
Organism: Beta vulgaris subsp. vulgaris (sugar beet)
Lineage: Eukaryota; Viridiplantae; Streptophyta; Magnoliopsida; Caryophyllales; Amaranthaceae
Product: 50S ribosomal protein L9, chloroplastic
Exons: 7
Coding region: 121-711 (196 amino acids)
Biological process (GO): translation
Cellular component (GO): mitochondrion; ribosome
Molecular function (GO): structural constituent of ribosome
Source: RefSeq, a predicted model, not a curated record